Molecule: messenger RNA, 4785 nt
Organism: Salmo salar (Atlantic salmon)
Lineage: Eukaryota; Metazoa; Chordata; Actinopteri; Salmoniformes; Salmonidae
Product: protein NDRG2
Source: RefSeq, a predicted model, not a curated record
GAAGAGUUUUCGCCAAUAUCACAUCGCCAUUUAGUCGUUAGAUAACCGUUGUAGUUAUCAGUUUAGGAUACAGUCUUGCAGUUUGAAGCUUUUAUUUAAAUAUAUUCUAAAUAUUACGGCAGCCUAACUGAUAUGUCUGAUAACAACAUAGCUGUCCUCCCCUAAAAUCAUAGUAAAGUAACUUGUCGCUUGAUUGACGGGUCCAUAUUUUUUGUAGGAUUUUAAGUCCUACUGGAGAAAGGACUGUAAAAGAAACACGAUCAGCGAAAAAUAAACGUGGAUGAAAGUGUAAUAUCAAGAAAGACUGUCGGGAGCUUCCGACGGGGUGCAAGUGUGAAAAAUAAGAAAUAACUAAAGAAGAGACAGGAGUUGUGUCAUUUGCAUAUAUUUUUAAAUAAGUCAUUAUUUUGUCUGAGCAUUUUUGUUGACUUAGGGACGUGAACAAGUGACGCCAUGACGACCGAGAUGCAGGACAUCGCCAUUACGGAGGAGAAGCCUUUACUUCCGGGUCAGCCCAAUCCUGCAAAGGAUGCUGAGGCUGCAGCUCGAAUACUGUUGGACCAGGGCCAGGAACACAGUAUUGAGACACCUCAUGGUCUCCUCCACGUGACUCUCCAUGGAACCUCCAACACACGCCGUCCCGCCAUCCUCACCUUCCACGAUGUGGGCCUGGACAGUAAAAGCUGCUUCUCUCCUCUGUUUAAAUUUGAGGAGAUGCAGGAGAUAGUGAAAAACUUCACUCUGGUCCACAUUGAUGCUCCUGGCCAAGAUGAGGGGGCUGCCACCUAUCCUAUGGGAUACCAGUAUCCGUCCAUGGAGCAAAUUGCAGAGAUGAUCCCUGCAGUCCUGACAUAUUUCAAUUUCCGUACUGUCAUCGGAGUUGGAGUGGGAGCUGGGGCUUACAUUCUCUCCAGGUUCACAAUGGCCCACCCAGACUCAGUUGAAGGUCUCGUUCUCAUCAACAUUGACCCUCAGGCUAGAGGGUGGAUGGACUGGGCUGCCCAGAAGAUCACUACCCUGACAUCCUCCCUCACAGAGCAGAUCUUGAGUCAUCUCUUCAGUCAGGAAGAGAUGUCAGCUAACGCAGACCUGGUGAAAUCACACAGAGAUCGCAUCUCUAAAGCCCCCAACCUCAUCAACAUCGAGCUUUUCUGGAGGGGCUACAACAGCCGUAGGGAUCUGAUCAUUGACCGUACCAGCAACUUCAAGUGUCCUGUGAUGCUGGUGGUCGGGGAUCAGGCACCUUAUGAGGAGGCUGCUGUGGAGUGCAACAGCAAACUGGACCCAACAACAACCUCAUUCCUCAAGAUGGCAGAUGCUGGCGGUCUUCCCCAGCUUACCCAGCCCAGCAAAUUGACCGAGGCUUUCAAGUACUUCAUUCAGGGGAUGGGCUACAUGGCAUCGUCCGUCAUGACCCGUCUGUCUCGUUCGCGCACCACCUCGCUGUCUUCCUCUUACUCCAUGGAGGGGGAGCGCGAGCGUUCUCGUACCCUGUCUCAGAGCUCUCAGGGUGGGCAGAUGCCCCCCAGCCCCUCCCAUACUAUGGAGGUGUCCUGCUGAAGAGAGAUGAAGAGAGCUAGAGAGACAGAGAAUGAGAGUGUGUGAGAGAGAGAGAGAGAGAGGGGGGGAUGGCGAAUGGAAUGGAGAAAGAGGGGAUGAAGAAAGGAAUGGAGAGAGAGAGAGGGAUGGGUAGAGGACAGAGGACCAGCUGAGAGAGAGAGAGGUUUUAUGGGAACGUGGAUGUAAAGGCGAGGUAGAGGGACAGAGGGAGAAUGAAAGACAGUUACUUAAACACUGUCAUCUAUUAAUCUCCUCACCCAGACAGCGAAAGAUAAGAGGGAAUGGAUAAAUGAAAAAAAGCGAAUGGAAGAAAGGAAGUAUUUAGGAACAAGGGAGGGAAUAUAAGGAAAAGGGUAGCAAGGAAAGGGCGUUUUAGGGGCGUCGGCAGUCCUCUCUCUCCCCCUCUAUCGGAACAUCUGUCAGCCAAUAGAGCCUAUUAACCUAGAGAGUGGAAGUGACCUGUAGUGAUCUCACCUUAGUGUUCACCAGUAGUAAUAAUUAUGAUAAUGAGAAAGAUUAUGAUGAUAUUAACACUAUUAAUAAUGACAAUGACAAUAAUGUCAUAGUAAUAUUAUUUAAAAAAUGAUCUUUAUUUUUAAAGUAUGAGAUACAAGGGAAAAAAGACUAUAGCAGAAAUACUUAUAAUGAAAAUGUGUGUCUGUCAACUCCUUUAAUAAAAGAUGUUUGGUCUUUUUAAUUUUUUCUUUUUGUGACCUGCCUCAGUGAAGGGUUGAAGUUUCUCAUUGGUCACUUGAUCCUUAACCAUAGCAACGGCCAGUGAGAAUCUACUUCCUCCUCGCUGUUCCAGGGUAGAUAAUUUCUUCCAUUGGCCCUGUUUAAAAGUGUAUCUGAUUUCAGCUCAUGUGAAAAUAGAUGUUUCCUUUUUCUUUUAUAUGUGAAGAUGAGUUUGUUGGUACGUGUGUGUUUGUUAUGUAGCUGAUGAGGAAUAGCAGAUGAUGAUAAUGAAGAUGGGGAUGGAUGAUGAAGAGUGACAUUGUAAGAGUGAGUGAACUCCCAUGCCGGUAUAUCAGUAACUGUAAAUCAGACUGUAAAUCAGUGCUUCCAAUGCUGAUGGCAGUUUCAGACUUGACCAUCGACAAGGUGAAAAAUCUGUCGAUGUGCCCUGGAGGUAGGCACUUAACCCUAAUUUGCUCCAGAGGCGCUGUACUACUAUGGCUGUCCCUGUAAAAAAUAACAUCUUCGGGGGUCACUGUGCUAUGGGGUUUAUGAUGACUUACUUUUACCUGCAUACAUAGACUACUAACAUACUUGAGUCUUUAUCAAAGAGAGAAGCUAGAUAAUACCUUCUCGGACAUGUUUUGUGAUCGCUAGAUGUAGGCAUUGAAUAGCCCUAGAGUGAUGCACUGAUCAUGACUGACAGCUGAAAGCACCAAUAGCAUGUCUGUGUGUCAGAUUGACAGCCGAGAGAACCAAUAGCAUGUCUGAAGUUGGAGCUAUGUAGGAGCUAAUGUUCCAGAAGAUGUGAGCUGGAAUUAAUGCUAUCUGUAAUUCUGUCAUGCAGUGGAAGGUACAGGAUAGUGUCUGUGAACAAGGCAUUAUUUAGGUUGUGUGUGUGUGUGUGUGUGUGUGUGUGUGUUUUGUUUAUGUGCAAGUGUGUGUGUAUUUGAAAGCUCUCAUACCUUCUAAGCACAAUUUAAGAGGAGAGGUGAGGAAAGGAGAGUCCACGCCCAUUGGACCUUCUUAUGAUCUGACAAUGAACCAGCCCCUACACUGCCAACAGGGAAGAGCCAACUACUACACCCUAAACCUAGAAGCCUGACUGUCCACACUGAUUUUACAUUUUAGUCAUUUAGCAGACGCUCUUAUCCAGAGCAAUUAGGGUUAAGUGCCUUGCUUAAGGGCACAAUAACAGAUUUUCAGCUAGCCAGCUACAGGGUUCAAACCAGCAACCUUUCGGUUGGCCCAACGCUGGCCCAACGCUCGUAACCACUAGGCUACCUGCCGUCCAGCAGUUAUACUAUAGGAACUGUUCCCUGUGUGUACGAAUUUGGGGUGGCAGGUAGCCUAGUGGUUAGAGCGUUGGGCCAGUAACCGAAAGGUUGCUAGAUUGAAUCCCUGAGCUGACAAGGUAUAAAUCUGUCUUUCUAACCCUGAGAAAGACAGUUAACCCACUGUUCCUAGGCCAUCAUUGUAAAUAAGAAUUUGUUCUUAACUGACUAGCCAAGUUAAAUAAAGGUUAAAUAAAUAAAUCACAGUUAGAACUGAAGUGUUAUAGACUCAAAAUCUAAGCUCAUAACUGUUUUCCAGGAAUGUAAUAAUUCCUAUAACAUUCAGCAAAACGGAACUUUAAAUUGCCAGUAGGAUUUAUUUAUAGUAACACCUAAAAGACUAAAAGUAUCGCGACAGCAGCACAUCCAUGUGGAGCUCAACACUGCCCUGAACCGAAUCAAUGAACACACUGUUAAAGGACCCGAUUAAAACAGAACACACUUGGAGAGCUGGGUGUAUGUUUUUGAAUAUGUGUGUGUGUGUGAGAGUGUGUAUUUUUGGUUUCUGUAGUUGCGUAUGUGGCAUUUUAUCACUUUGAACUUUACAAACCUGUUUGGGGUUUGCUUGUUUCUUUCCUAUUCUCUUCAGAGCUCCUCCCCAUACAUCACUUUGUUGUAGUAGAGCGGGUUGGAUGGUUGAUGAUAUUGAAGAAUCUGUGGUUAAGUCGGUUGAGAAGGUGUAUUUUGAUGAUGGUGGUGGUGGUGAUAUUUCUAGAUAAUAACAGGAAUGUUAUAUUGAUAAUGAGAAGGGUGAUGAAGACUGAAGAACAGAAGGAAUGAUAAGGCUCCUCCCAGUCUUGCAUGGGAGCCUCUACCAAAAAAAUGAAAACGGAUGAAGCUUAAUAGUUUACCAAGAAAAGGGGGCGGAACUGGGCUAGGGCUGUGUAAAUGUACACUUGUCCAUUUCUUUUGUGUUUAUUCUUGUUUUACCUUCGAUUAUAUUCUUUUUCCACCUUUAUUCUGGGCAAUUUUGAUUUACUACGUGAAUUGUUAGUUUACCGUCCCAGUUAGCUCAAAGGUUAGACAAUAGUGUGUUAGUUCCUGUGUAACUUUUUUAGCAUUAGCACAAAAAAGGAAGAAUAAUACCAAUAAUUAACAUAAAAAAGUUCAAGAAUAACAAAAUACAAUCAAAUGUACUUGUGUGGCUAAUUUGUCUGUAUAAUACAAUGAACAACCUAAAAAAUGCAAUAAUAUUAAAAGAAGAAAAAAUAAUAAA